This is a messenger RNA of Pelobates cultripes (western spadefoot toad), 240 nucleotides long. Lineage: Eukaryota; Metazoa; Chordata; Amphibia; Anura; Pelobatidae. The record is from the annotation of a GenBank genome assembly.
AUGCCCUUCUUCCAACCCCCAAAGACCGGGAAGGCCAGACGCAAAAUCAAGGCCUACUAUCAGCCGACCCUCCGCUCCCUGGAGACACUCCUCGGAGAUUACCGGGAAUAUUGCGACACGAGAGCCGAGGGGGAGAACAUCGCAGCAACCGCGGAAACCCCUAUAACCAUGAAACGCCGCACGCAGAAAGGCCAGCAGAACUCGCCGGCGGAGCAGCGCGAUGUCGGGGAGAUGCUGUGA